GCCCGCCGGCCGGGACCAGGCCGCGCCGGACGGACCGGGAAUCGCCUCCCGCGGCUCCAUCCCGGAGCGUCGCGGCCCGCAUGGAUCCUCACGAGGCCGUGGUGAAGAACCCGUACGCCAGCGUGGUCAUCCCCCGGGCCCACCUGCGCCCCGACCUGGGGCAAGCCGAGGCUCGGCCCUCCGAGCCCAAGGGGGGACCCCCGGCCCAAGAGGCCUGGUGCCAGGCGGGCAACCCCUACGCCAGCCUCCAGCGGCCCGCCGGUUGCCCGGAGCCCCGGCCCGCCGCCUUCCCGCUGCAGGGGCCCGGGGACGACAUCGCCCACAACUGCUGCUGUUGCCCCUGCUGCUCCUGCUGCCACUGCCCGCCCUGUUGUCGUUGCCACCAACGCUGCUGUUGUGUCGUCUCCUAAGCUCCCCGGGCGCUCGGGACUCGGGGGUGGCCGGGAUGAUCUCCCUCCGGGCCUCGGCUUCCUGGGCCGGGCCGUUGGGGCAGAAGAAUCUCUAGAUGUUGCCAACUUGGACUUCCCAAGCGCUUAGUACAGUGCUGUGCACACA
This is a messenger RNA of Tachyglossus aculeatus (Australian echidna), 555 nucleotides long. RefSeq names its product cysteine rich tail 1 (gene CYSRT1). The record is from RefSeq and is a predicted model, not a curated record. Lineage: Eukaryota; Metazoa; Chordata; Mammalia; Monotremata; Tachyglossidae. The coding region runs from base 81 to 410 and encodes 109 amino acids. The transcript has a single exon.